Molecule: messenger RNA, 1638 nt
Organism: Talaromyces amestolkiae
Lineage: Eukaryota; Fungi; Ascomycota; Eurotiomycetes; Eurotiales; Trichocomaceae
Exons: 5
Coding region: 1-1638 (545 amino acids)
Molecular function (GO): heme binding; oxidoreductase activity, acting on paired donors, with incorporation or reduction of molecular oxygen; monooxygenase activity
Source: RefSeq, a predicted model, not a curated record
AUGAUCAUCAACAUUACAAUCGCGCUAGUUGGCAUCCUUGCCAGCUUUGCUUACUUCCUGCUGAUCUCCGGCAGUCGAGACAAGCGAUUUCCAACAGGUCCGCCAACACUACCCAUCAUCGGAAACCUCCAUCAGCUUCCUCGACGUCGAGCCCAUCUAAAAUACACUGAAUUGGCCAAGCAAUAUGGAGGCCUCUACACUGUCAAGGCCGGUCAUCACACCAUAGCCGUUAUCACGGAUCGCCGCAUUGUGCGCGAGUUGAUCGAAGAAAGGGGCUCUACGGCUAGUAAUCGACCCUCAUCAUACAUAAUCCAGCAUCUCAUUGGCAAGAAUGACCAUCUACUCACCCUGCAAUACGGCCAAAACUGGCGUGUUAUUCGAAAGUUGAUCCAUCAGCACUUUACGGACUCGAUGUGCGACAAAGCACACGUUCAUCUUCAACAUGCCGAGGGGGUGCAGAUGCUGAGAGAUUUUAUUGUUGAUCCAGAUAAUCAUAUGCAGCAUCCUCGACGCUAUUCGUGUAGUAUCAUGACCAGUACCAUCUACGGUGUCCGCAUACCCUCCAUAAAGUCAACUUAUAUGGAGCACUUAUAUGAAAUGCUUGAUACAUUUACUGCCCUUCUGGAACUUGGAGCCACCCCACCAGUCGAUUUUUAUCCAUUCUUGAAAUGGAUUCCUGAACGUUUUCUCGGAAACUGGCGCACUAGAUCCUACCACGUCAAAGGAAUCAUGGAAUCCCUGCACCAAGGCAUGUACAAACAUGUUCUUGCCCGACGGGCCUCAGUCCACGAAAAGGAGAAAGCCACCCGCAUCAAAUCUCCAUCUCUCAUGGACAAAAUAUUCGACGUCCGGGAGGACCUCAACUUCUCAACCCACAAGCUAUCCUUCAUCGGUGGCGGUCUCGUAGAAGGCGGCUCCGAAACACCCGCCUGCAUGAUCCUAACCUUUAUUGGCGCAAUGACCAAAUGGCCCUCAAUUCAGAAAAGAGCACAAGCAGAAAUUGACUCCAUUAUCGGCGAAGAUCGUUCACCGACCUGGGCUGAUUAUGCGCGUCUUCCAUAUGUCGCGGCUAUUGUCAAGGAGUGUUCUAGAUGGAGACCCGUGGCGCCGUUGGGGAUGCCUCAUUCUCUUGAUGCAGACGAAUGGAUUGACGGCCACCUCCUCCCGCGCGGCGCAACUCUAAUAAUAAAUAUCUGGGGCCUCAACCACGACGAAACUUAUUACCCCAAUCCUGAAUCGUUCAACCCAGACCGCUUCUACAUCCCCGGCACAGCCGUCCCCCUUGCACACGAAUACAUGAACAAAGCAGACUACAACACGCGCGACCAUUACAGCUACGGCGCCGGUCGCCGCUUCUGUACCGGCAUCCACCUCGCGGAACGCGACAUGUUUAUCGCCAUGGCAAUGUUGCUCUGGGCCUUCAACUUUGAGAAGCCUUUCGACCCCACGACGGGUUUGCCGAUGGAGCCAGAUCUGAGUCCCGAUACGGGGUUUGUGGAGGGUUUGGUGGCGUGCCCGGCGCCGUUUCCGUGUAAGGUCUCACUGCGCUCUGGGAGGAGGUAUGAGACGAUCAUGCGGGAAUUUGAGGAAGCGAAGAUUCAUGUUUUUGCCAAGUACGAUGAGAAGGUUGAGCUGUAG